AUGACAACAACCGAUCGAGAGAAUAGAAAUUAUUGUCGCAUUUGCCCCGAUCACACAAUGUGCUUAUUUCCUUCUGACUGCGAGAGCGUGGAUUGCAUCGAUAUGGUGAACAACGACCUCGAUGAGGAGGAUAUCGAGACCGUGCUCGACAGUCAUAAUCGUUAUCGUGCUGUCAUUGCGAACGGCAAGGAGAAUCGCGGAAAUCCCGGGCCGCAGCCCGCCGCAAGGACCAUGAUGGAAUUGAUCUGGGACGACGAACUUGCCGUUAUAGCUCGUCGAUGGGCGCUGCAGUGCAAGCUCUUCGAGAAGGAUCAGUGCCGAGACGUUGGCAAGUAA
Cyphomyrmex costatus is the source of this 336-nucleotide messenger RNA. Its product is annotated as venom allergen 5. NCBI's taxonomy places the organism in Eukaryota, Metazoa, Arthropoda, Insecta, Hymenoptera, Formicidae. The transcript has 3 exons. The record is from RefSeq and is a predicted model, not a curated record. The coding region runs from base 1 to 336 and encodes 111 amino acids.